Vigna angularis (adzuki bean) is the source of this 1300-nucleotide messenger RNA. Its product is annotated as B-box zinc finger protein 24. Bases 346 to 1068 code for a protein of 240 amino acids. Gene Ontology annotation, biological process: photomorphogenesis; regulation of DNA-templated transcription. The record is from RefSeq and is a predicted model, not a curated record. Gene Ontology annotation, molecular function: zinc ion binding. NCBI's taxonomy places the organism in Eukaryota, Viridiplantae, Streptophyta, Magnoliopsida, Fabales, Fabaceae. The transcript has 3 exons. Gene Ontology annotation, cellular component: nucleus.
CAUCUUUGCAUCACUCUUUCACCAACUGUACCCUCCUCCAGUCACUUCCUUUUCCAUGGCCAAACAUUUUCUCUCUGCAUUAAUUACUUAGCACUGUCACUGUGAAUGCUAUCUUUUGUUUUCGAUCCCAUUUUUGUGUUCAUCUUCGGCUUGAUCUAUUCUAUUGCUCAUAUUCUCGGCUUAUAACCGAUAAAGCUGUUCACAUUACAAUAGGAAGGUUUGUCUUGUCAGGUAGUGGCUGCAGUAGAGGUUCUCCUGUUUUGUGCGGAUAUUGAUAUUGGCAUGGUGUUUUUCUGAACCCCAUUUUCCGAAGAAAGUGAGAGAAGAGACACUGCUAGGAAGAACAUGAAAAUUCAGUGUGACGUGUGUGAGAAAGCCCCGGCAACAGUGAUUUGUUGCGCAGAUGAAGCAGUUUUGUGUGCCAAAUGUGACGUUGAAGUUCAUGCUGCAAACAAGCUUGCAAGCAAGCAUCAGAGGCUUCUUCUUCAAUGCUUAUCAAACAAGCUUCCCAGAUGCGACAUAUGUCAGGAUAAGGCAGCUUUCAUAUUCUGUGUUGAGGACAGAGCACUCUUGUGUAAAGACUGUGAUGAGCCAAUUCAUGUAGCUGGUAGCCUUUCUGCGAACCACCAGCGGUUUCUUGCUACUGGUAUUCGGGUGGCUUUGGGUUCUAAUUGCACCAAAGGCAAUGAAAAGGGUCAGAUGGAACCAUCUAAUCCAAAUGCACAAGAAGUUCCUGUGAAAGUUCCUUCUCAGCAAGUGCCUAGCUUCACAUCCUCUUGGGCAGUUGAUGACUUGUUGGAAUUAACAGACUUUGAGUCACCAGACAAAGGUCAGAAGCAGUCUCUGGAGUUUGGAGAGCUUGAAUGGCUAGCAGAUGCAGGUCUUUUUGGUGAACAGUUCCCUCAGGAACCUUUAGCAGCUGCUGAAGUUCCCCAGCUUCCAGUGACACAUACCAGCAAUGUUGCCUCACAGAAAGCUUCUAAGUCCUUCAUGUCUUACAAAAAGCCUAGGAUUGAAGUUCUAGAUGAAGAUGAUGAGGAACAUUUCACUGUUCCUGAUUUAGGCUAGAACACAUGGUCAUGUAAACAAUUGCAUACAAUUGAUGAGUUGUAUAUGCAUUCUAGAUGGAGAUGUUUAUGAACUCUUGGAUAUGCAUUAUCUAGCUGAAGCUCAGGACUAAGAGGACAAUUUCAUGUAUCUGUGUAGAUUGAUGAGUUGUAUAUGCAUACUUCUCCUAGGACCUUGAGUAAUGAAGUAUGUUAACUAGUUCUAUGGAGUUGAUGAAUAUCUCAUUUUAGGA